This is a messenger RNA of Fusarium coffeatum, 1251 nucleotides long. RefSeq lists its product as uncharacterized. The transcript is spliced from 3 exons. Gene Ontology annotation, molecular function: sphingosine N-acyltransferase activity. NCBI's taxonomy places the organism in Eukaryota, Fungi, Ascomycota, Sordariomycetes, Hypocreales, Nectriaceae. The record is from RefSeq and is a predicted model, not a curated record. The coding region runs from base 1 to 1251 and encodes 416 amino acids. Gene Ontology annotation, biological process: ceramide biosynthetic process. Gene Ontology annotation, cellular component: membrane.
AUGGGUGUAAAAUUGGAUUCAAAAGAAAAUCGCGGCCGCGAAGAGGCGACUCUGAAGCAAUGGCUUAUCGAUAACCAAAUUGGGAUAUGCCUUGCUUUGCUGGCCCCAUUAGCCCUCGCCAAAUGCACCGGAAUGACGCGUACGGAGAAAUUCACUUCGCUGUCUUAUUACAACCCCGAAACAGGCGAAUACGGCGUUGGCUUUGAUGACAAUUACCUGGUGCUCUUCCUCGUUGUUCUACUUACCGCUCUUCGCGAUGUUACCAUGCGCUGCAUUACCAAUCCAAUCGCAACAUCAUGGGGUCUGAGCAAGAGCAAAAAAGCCAGAUUCAAUGAACAGGCUUGGUUGUUCAUCUACUACGCGACCGGUUGGUCCAUCGGCAUGUAUAUUUAUGUUACAUCCGUAUACUGGCUUGAUUUGGAAUCCAUGUGGACGAAAUGGCCGAACCGCGAAGUCUCAGCGACGAUGAAAUGGUACAUGCUUGCUCAAACAGCGUUUUGGCUGCAGCAGAUGGUUACUAUCAACAUCGAGAAGCGCCGCAAGGAUUUUUGGCAGAUGGUUUCUCAUCAUCUUGUUACUAUCGCUUUGUGCUACAGCUCUUAUCGCUAUGGACUUACGCGUGUCAGUCAUGUGACGCUUAUACUGAUGGAUUUUAACGAUUUGGUAUUUUCGGCGGCCAAGUGUCUCAAGUACCUGGGUCUUCAGACGGCUUGCGAUAUCAUGUUUGGUUUCUUUGUCAUGAGUUGGGUUUGGUGUCGACAUGUUGCUUUUGUCAUGGUUUGUUGGUCAGGUUAUGCGCAUAGCUUGCCUGUCCAUGGGAAGAACUGCUAUAUCGGGUCUGGCGACACCAUCACUGGUCCUGAACCGGUGCCUCGACAUGGAUAUUUCUACAUACUCGAGCCGUUGAUCUAUGACUCGGGAAGGAUCUGCUACGACCUCACAAUCAACUGGAUGUUUGUCGGUGGGCUUUUGUUUCUGGAAGGAUUGAUGAUUUUCUGGCUUGUCAUGAUUCUCAAACUAGUCGUGCGAAUCCUACGUGGUGGAAACGCGGAGGAUACGCGCAGCGAUGAUGAAGAGGAAGUGGAAGUGAAAGUGGAAGAAGAGCUCUUCCAGACUGUUGAUGCUAGGGAUCUGAAAUUACCGCUGCAACCUGCCAAGGGAAGGACUUCAUCGUUUGCGGCAGGUGGACUCGGGAUCUCAACGGAUAACGGCUUUUUCGAUCGCAUCGGUUGCAAGCAUAGGAUAUCUUAG